AUGAUCAUCAAGCUCCGCUACCUUGUUUUUAUUUUUUGGUUCCUCGCAAGCGUUCGGGCUUUUAAUAAUUAUUCAGUGUACGAAGACGUUGAUAUUCUUUCUUUCUUUGAACCAGAGGAUGGGCAUGCUAAUGGCUUUACGUAUCCAGAUGGCACAGGGUUGAUGCAAUUGCUUCAUUCGAAUUCAUCUGGUUCUGAUUAUGACAAUAAUUUGUAUAUUCGUCUGCUACAUCCAAAUGGCACGUUGACCAAAUUUACUGUACCAACAUACAAUAAUACCGAAUACGCAGCGAAUGCUUUCCCGCUUAAUGAUGGAUAUGUGUUCAUAGCUCAGGCAAACCACGACCAAGUUAUGUAUGGAAUGUUGGUCGAUUGGAGCGGUCAAAUAUUACAAAGGGAUGUGACGCUUAACGAUGGUCCUGUGGGCAUUCAUAUGUCUAGACCACUCGUAGAAACCAACGUCAAUCCGGAUAAGGAUUUUCUUGUAGCAGCAUCGGAUUAUUUUGAUAACAUUCCGUGGAAAAUUUUUAGUACACCCAACAGCACGGGUCAAAUAACCCAGUUGUACGAAGGCAGUAUCACGGCCCAUAAUCUGGCCGAUUACGCGAUCUUUCCCACCACGGAAGGCGGUUAUGGCAUAGCCUUUUUAAACUAUCAACCCGAAAGUCCAAACGUCUCUAAAUUCCACUAUUUUCCGCAAUGGUUGCUAUAUGUUAGAUUCUGGCAACCUGACACGUUACAAUUUGACACGCCUCAUUUAAUCUGGCAGAGCCCCAUCCCAACCAGUGCGGUGCUUUUAGAGGGCUGCGAAGUGGCUGCUGAUGGGACAGGAUACUUUUGUAUUAUAGAAGUUCCUAGUAUCAACGAAGUUAGUUGGGAUUACGUGAAGGUGGCAUUUUUAUCUAGUGGUUCUGUAACUGAUGUCAACGUGAUAUUGGAAGGCUCAGAGAAAACUUUUAAGGAUAUUCAAGGAAUACGGCAAUUGCCUUAUGGCGGAUUUCUGUUUGUAUUGGUGUUUGAUGACCCUGGUCAGAACUCUUUCUUAGACUCCAUGGUUGCAAAGCUUGCUGAGCUCAUCCCCAUUGAUCCAUCACGUAUAACCAGCAGUAGACGCAAUCAACCUGACCCCAAUGCACCAAAUCAGAUAUUGUUUCCAGUCACUCUUAAGGCAACUGAGGAUCUGUCGCAGAGAACAGUACAGCAGAUUAUUGAUGAUCUUAAUGAUUUAAUUAGGCAUAAGGCUUAUAAUUCAUUCUCACGGGAAUAUCCUACUAGUUAUCUCGAUGAAACUUAUGGGUUUUCACCUGCCGCCAAUUUAUGGCAAACUUACAAAUUUAAACUAAUUGCACUGUUUGUUGGUCUCUUGAUAUUAUUGAUAAUAUACUUUAUCGCGAGACGGAAGUAUCCAGAGGGCCAAAGUUUUGUUGUCAUAAAGCUUGCACUAAUACUUGCAGAUCUGAGUCUCGAUAUAGCAUUUGUACUCUUAAGUGCAAGGAACGUCCCGCAAAUUCAUCCAUCAAGUAUAGCUUUCUUAAUAGUUCCUAUUGCCUUCAAUUCUGCCCUGGCAUUCUCAAUAUUAAUGACAGAACUAAGUAAAAAUACUAAAUUUCAAGAAUGGUUCGGUCAAAAU
Messenger RNA from Paraglomus brasilianum, 1629 nucleotides. The record is from the annotation of a GenBank genome assembly. Lineage: Eukaryota; Fungi; Glomeromycota; Glomeromycetes; Paraglomerales; Paraglomeraceae.